AUUGGUCUCGCUUUGUCUCCCGCUCGUUUUCUUUUCCCGUCAGUCGGCCUACUAUCCUCUUCUUGACUUUGGACGAGCUGGGGAGCCUCGCUUCUCUUCAGCAGGUCCCCUCGGCGCAGGAUAUAAGUGUGCGGCGGGUCUGCUCAGCAUAAGAUUUUAUAGUGUUGGAUCUGUGGAGGUUGUUGAAGAGUGAAGCCGCAGCAUGGCUAGUGGUCCCAGUAGCACAACCCCAGGAUGGAAGCAGGUGUCUUGGCGGAAGAGACCGCAGAGUGUCGUGGCUUGGGAGAGCAAAGCUGAAUGGGACCAAGUGAUGGUGGGCCUAUAUUGUGGGGACCGUGAGAUACAACAGGAUGCGUUGGACCGAAUAUCUGCUUGGAAAAGCAGGUAUGGGCAUAGGAUGCCAUUAGCUGUGGAGUGCACUGCGGAUCUGAUUCGUUGUAAACUUCUAGAUGCCUCUGGUGUUCUGAAAUCCCAUGAACUGGUCCUUACGUAUGGUCUAGCUCUUGUGAGGUUUGUGAACCUCAUCACAGAGCGGAAGCAGAAAACGGUCGUCAUUCCACUGAGACGUCUAGCAAAAGAGCUAAACCUCCCAGUCUGGAUUGUGAACCUUCGUCAUGAUUUGACCCAUGGCAACCUACCUCACCUGGAUGCUUGCCAAAAAGGCUGUGAUGUUGUCCUGGAAUGGCUCCGGCAAACAUAUUGGAGCCGCCAGUUGGCCAAUAACCUAGUAAGAGGAUGUGAUGAGGAUGAGGAAUCUCCACUAGCAGGUACCGGGUUCAUCAGCAGUAUAAUGGAGCCUGAAAAAUUGGAGUCCCUCGACUGUCAGAGAAAUGUGGUGUUUCAAGAGAAAGUCAUGGAAAUUCUGGUUUCCUAUAAAAAUCUACAAUUUGAGGUUCUCCAGCAACUUCAGGACAUCAAUCAGGUCUGCAAAUUGUGGUACAACUCUUCCUCAGAGAUACAGUGGAUUGUGGCCCAGGUGAAAGAGUUGUUCCUAGAGAACAGGGAGGCUGUGAUCGAAGUGUUGCUUGAUGAUGGCUUUCUCAUCCCGACCACGGAAGAGCUGAACAUCUUGAAUAUUGAACAUCUAGAAACCGUGGAUUGGGAUUUUAGAAUCCCUCAGUCUUUUAGUUGCCUCUGGUACCCCCUCCUGAAGGGCCUGCACUCUAGAGACUUCACACAGACUCUGGCUGAGAUGCUCUUCCGUGAGCUGAAGAAAUUCUUCUCGAUUACCGAACUCCGGUCGGACUAUCUCGUCAGGUGGCUUACAAAAAUUAUAGAGACCAGCACACCAUCGAAGAAAAAGUCAAUGCAUUCCCACACAAAUAGUGAAAGCUCCCCGGAGCCAUUUCUUCAACAUGUUUCACUGCAGUGGCAAAAACUCCUUGAUUGUUGCCUAGAAGCUACUUGCUGGGCGAGUCUUCAUCUCAUGCACAUGAUUCUGGAAAAAUUGGAUCAGCCUUUGCCUCCAGAUUCCAAGGAAUUGCUUCUGUACCUCACCUCUAUUUACACCCAAGAGGACUGCUCCGUUCCCAGCCCAGGCUCAAUCCCAGAACUCCGCAAGCAGCCCAUUUAUACUGUGGAGAGCUUACAGUGGCAAGUGAAACAGAGCAAUAUGGCCAGAGGGCUUGCCAAAAGAGCUACAAGGCAUGAGUGGCCACUGGGAGAUAUUGAAGAAGAAGAAGAGAUGGAGGACGAAGAGGCAGAAGUUCAGGCAGCACAUCUCUACCCUGGAUAUCUUGAUGAGAGAAAGAUGGUUCUGCUCGGGUCGGUCUGGCAGGUCAGCCCAGAUAGGGUGAAGUGGGGAAAUUAUCCUUUGGGGAAAUUGCCUGACCAAUCAGAUGACCCUGACAACCUGCUGGUGGAGAACUACUCUGUGAUGCUGACACACGACCAGCUGAUUGAUGGAGGCAGGAAUAGCACCCCCAAUGCCACCUCUUCAGAAUGGGGUGGCUCUGUUGCUGAGGGAUUAUUAUGGACCCAAAGCGAUCUCCAUAAGAUCAAAAAUGGCCUUCAACUUUUCUAACAAGUGGAUGAUGUGCUGGUGGUGCAGAAGAAUAUACAGUGUGUGGAAUUGUCACUACUUUGCGGCCUAGGACCCUUGUACUUACGGGACCGUCUCUCCCGAUACGCCCCGCAGAGGACCUUAAGGUCCAUAAAUAGUAACACCUUAGAGGUCCUGGGCCCUAAGGAAAUCAAUUAGCCUCAACUAGAACCAGGGUCUUCUCAACACUGGCCCCAACCUGGUGGAACGCUCUGUCUCCUGAGACCAGGGCCCUGCGGGACCUGAUUUUUUUCCACAGGGCCUGUAAGACAAGAGUUGUUCCGCCUGGCAUUUAGCCUGGAGACAACCUGAUUCCCUCCCCCGUUUUCCCUUUUGUAUGCGGCUGCAUUUUUAAUUUUUUAAUGUAAAUUUAAAUGUAUUUAGUCUCGUCGAAUUGUAUUUUAACUACGGUAGUUGUUUUAUAUUUGGCGUUAGCCGCUCUGAGCCCGGCCUUGGCUGGGGGGCGGGCGGGGUAUAAAUAAAAAUUUGUUAUUGUUAUUGUUGUUAUUACUGCAAGUGUCACAUACAUACCCGUUCCACAUUUGUAAGAACUCAAUCAUUUAGUGUGGUGGCACCUACACUUCGGAACUCCCUACCCAUUGAGAUCAAGUAGGCGGUGUAUAAAUGAUGUGUACACUUUGCAGGGCUUUUUUCCAGCCAGAACUGUUGCGACACCUCCCAUGUACGCCACUUCUAGAAAAAUAGCUCUGACUAUGCAUAGCAGAGUCACUUACUCUUUAUAAGCAUGUUCUGCAUUCUAAUAAAAACACUAUUCAGUCCUUUUUCUUGCCUGUUGUUUAUUUU
Molecule: messenger RNA, 2845 nt
Organism: Zootoca vivipara (common lizard)
Lineage: Eukaryota; Metazoa; Chordata; Lepidosauria; Squamata; Lacertidae
Gene: LAS1L
Product: LAS1 like ribosome biogenesis factor
Biological process (GO): maturation of 5.8S rRNA; maturation of LSU-rRNA
Cellular component (GO): Las1 complex; preribosome, large subunit precursor
Molecular function (GO): endonuclease activity
Source: RefSeq, a predicted model, not a curated record